Hemibagrus wyckioides is the source of this 4321-nucleotide messenger RNA. RefSeq names its product adhesion G protein-coupled receptor D2 (gene adgrd2). The transcript has 26 exons. Gene Ontology annotation, cellular component: membrane. Gene Ontology annotation, molecular function: G protein-coupled receptor activity. Bases 272 to 3598 code for a protein of 1108 amino acids. NCBI's taxonomy places the organism in Eukaryota, Metazoa, Chordata, Actinopteri, Siluriformes, Bagridae. The record is from RefSeq and is a predicted model, not a curated record. Gene Ontology annotation, biological process: adenylate cyclase-activating G protein-coupled receptor signaling pathway; cell surface receptor signaling pathway.
CAUGUAUACACAGAAUGCUGGACGGUGAGGAAGGAGGCAGGACGUGAUCCUGAAGAGGAGAGCUGACACUUAAAAUUGGGUAUACACACUAAUUUAUAUAUAUUUAUUUCUAUAUAUAUAUAUACACACACACACACAGUACAGAAUGGAGUUUUGGACAUGAAGUCCAUUGCCAUGAAGACACUUGUUCACAUAUAGACCUGUGUGUGAGCCCCAACUUAGCUCUUUCACACACACACACACACACACACAAACAAACACAGCAAGACAGAUGUGUGGCAAGAGAGACAAAGAAACAUCUCACUACAAGGGACAGAAGACACACGGAAGACACAGCCCUCAUCCGUUCUCCUAUGGGAAGAUGUCUCCUGUCCUGCUGAUGGCGAUUCUGUCCAUGCUUUCUGAAAGUUUGGCUUCGAAGACAGUCAACACUUCCAGCACUGAAAAUAUAUCAACAGAGUCGUUCCAAGAAGAAAUGUCAGAGAGGUGCAUUGUGGAUUCUGUGGCCCUCAGCAACCAACCGGUUCAGACCCAAGAGACGGUGUUCCAGCUGGUGAAUACGUCCUGCAGCUUCAUCCAGGCUUUCCACUACUGCCAGAGCCACUUCAGCUCCCUCACCUUCCAAGUUCAGAAGGAGGAUGAAGAGGGCAUGAGGAACGUUCUGGCUCAGACUGGGAUGCACCGUCCGGUCUGGGUGAGAGACCACAAGAAAGUCAACCCCACAGCUGCGCAGAGUCUUUCCAAACAGAAUGUUGUCCUCACAGGAUUGUCCUUCUCUGACAACUCUAAAGAAGGAUAUGCCCGUGUGGAGGCCAUGUUUCCACCACUGUCCGCUGUGAGCGUGUGUGUACGUGCCCAGUAUGCCCCACAACAUAAAGAGGUGUCCACCCUAUUCUCAUACGCUGCACCUACCCUGACCAACGAAUUCCAGCUUCGUGGAUACUUAGACAAGUCCAAGCUACAAGUCCUGCUGGCCCUCAUCAUCCAUGGAAAGCAUCAUUCCUACAAAGCUUGGUUUCCUAACAAUGGUGGCUGGCAUCAGAUUUGCGUUACUUGGCGGAAAAGUGAUGGACUUUGGAAUAUUUAUGUGGACGGCGAAAACCGAGACUCGGGUUCGGACAAAGCCUCGUCCCGGGAUAUCUACGGAGAUGGGAUAUUUAUUCUGGGACAGGACCAGGAUUCUUUUGGGGGGAAUUUCACUGAGCCAUUUUUGGGGAACAUGACAGAUCUAAACAUUUGGAAUUCGUGGCUGCUGGAGAGUGAGAUUAAGAUGCUUUUCAUGUGUUCACCUUCCUCAACUUUAAAGCCAUUUUUCAGCUGGCAAGAGCACAAUCUGUAUCUCCACACUGUUGUGAAGGAGAUUUCAGGGAUGGUGCAAUGUCCAGGUUUGCUGCAGCAGAAACAGAAAGAGCAGGAUUCCUGCCGAGUUCUGAAUGACUUUAGUAAUGGUAAACCAAAAUACAGCACGGCACCUUGUACAAACACUCAUCCCUUCAUCUGCAAAAUCGGGAAAGAACGCUAUCUGAAGAAGAAAGAGCUGGAGGAGUCGUUGAUUUCGCAUCCGAGUCCCCUCAUGCAAAACCUCUUGAGACAUGGCGUGACCACUGAAGAUAUCCUUGGUAUGCCUGAUGCAGACGACACCUGGCCUGGAGUCUCACAUCUGCUUAAUGUCUCAGAGUCUUACCUGCAGGAGUCCCGGGGCCAGCUGGAGAGCAGGGAUGUUCCAUCUCUGGUUGGGAUGCUGUCUCGUGUUGCUGAGCUGCCAACCACAGGAGACCAGAGCCACAAGAUGGCAUAUGCAGUCAGCCACAGCUUCAUCAGUCUGGCGGAUACACUCAUAAGUGAGGAGAUCAUGGACAAAUGGAAGACCAUCAGAGAGGUGGUUAGUGGACCAAUGGUUGUGGUGCAGACCAUCGACCGUAUGGCAUCUAAUCUCAGCCCAUUGCUUCUAGGGGGCACAGACCACGUCCAAAUAAACAGCAGCAAUAUCAAACUGCAGGUCAGACAGAAGAACGUGUCUGAGAGUUCUCAUGGAUCAGAGUUCUGCGGUUCCAGGACAGCCGGUCCCACAGGUCUGGACUGCAUCUCUCUUCCACCUCAAAGCAUGAAAGACCUCCACAAUGAGGGCUUCGGGAAAGUGACUCUGUUAAACGCAUGGUAUGGCACCUUAAGGCCGCUGUUGAAUGGAGAGGAAAACAUCACACUUAUCCCUGUUAGCACUAACACCUCGUUCACGUAUAAGGGGACGGUCCUGGGCUCAUCGCUCAUUUCCAGCACAGUGAUGGCUGAUGGGAAGUUCGUCAGUCUGGGUGUGCAGUUUACGCUCCACCAUCCCACUCCGAGCACUUCAGGGAUCGUUCACAAGCCGAUCUGUGCCUUUUGGGAUUUCGAGCUUCUGGCAGAGGAUAAUGGAGGAUGGUCGACCGAUGGCUGUGAGGUCAUUUCCUCACAUGAGAACGUGACUUCCUGUUACUGUAACCACACCACCAACUUUGCCCUGCUCCUGCAGAUUUAUGAAGUUCAGCGCACCCCAGAGGAUGAAAGAGCUCUACAGAUCUUGACCUUUGUCGGCUGUGGAGUGUCUCUGUGUGGCCUGAUCUUCACCUUCAUCCUCUUCAUUGCUGUCAGUGUCCCAAAAUCUGACCGCACCACAGUGCAUAAGAAUCUGAUCGUAGCUUUGGCAGCUGCCCAGUUUCUCCUCAUCUUCAGCUACUGGGCUUCUGCUAACCAGGAGCUGUGUUUGAUGGUGACGGCUCUCCUUCACCUGUUCUUCCUGGCCUCGUUCUGCUGGAUGCUGGUUGAAGGGCUGCUGCUCUGGAGCAAAGUCGUCUCCGUGAACAUCAGCGAGGAUAAAAGAAUGAGAUUCUACUAUGCACUGGGCUGGGGCUUGCCAGUUGUCAUUGUCUCUGUAACCUUGACAGUGUCACUGAAAAAGUACAAGGCGGAGCAGCACUGCUGGCUCAACACAGAGUCUGAUAUUAUUUGGGCGUUUGUGGGACCUGUACUGUUUGUUCUUACGGUCAACUCCGUGGUCUUGUGCCGAGUCGUCAUGGUAACCGUCUCUAGCGCACGUCGCCGGGCCAAAAUGUUGGCGCCAAGCUCCGCCUCCAAAUCGAAACCCCUAGAUUUGACAUGGGCAGCGACGCGGCCAGUCUUGAUCCUGAUGCCGGUUCUGGGUCUCACGUGGCUGUGUGGUGUUCUGGUUCAUCUCUCUGUGGUUCUGGCUUACCUGUUUGUUGCACUUAAUGCCUUCCAGGGUUUGUACAUCUUCCUGGUCUAUGCGGUUUAUAACAGUGAGGUGCAGAAUGCUAUAAAGAGAAUCCAGGAGAAGAGAAAAGCUCUGUCCUUUACUAACUGCUCUCAGCCAGUCAGCUUCUUGCCCUCUCAGAAGACUCCUGGUGCAUCAUGGGUAGACAGCUUGCCCACCCCUUCCAGCCCGGAUAGCAGCAGCUCCAGUCACAUGACCAACUCUACAGCCAGCUCGCUCGUCAUUAAGAACGAAAGUUUCAGAAAUGACAAACCUGUAAGCUUCUCCUUAAAACCGACUGCAGAAAAUACAGUGGUUCAGCUGAUGGCCUUCAAACCCUCAGCCUGUUGAAGACAAGACUCUGGUGGACAACAUAUGCUGCUGACCCAUACACACACACACACACACACACACACUCACUCACACACACACUCACUCACACACACACACACUCACACACAGAGUGAAGCAGCUGGAGAAGAGCGGGCCUCUCCCACACUGCAGUCUCCCUCGUUCCCAGGGUUAAAGUGAAACAGUGCUCUGGUGUGUGUGUGUGUGUGUGUGUGUGUGUAAGUUCACUCUUCUCCAAGCUCAGACUGCUUAGUUAGCAUUAGGAGCAGACACGCAGCGAGUCACACCACACCGUACCUUCAGACCAGACGGCUUCAGCUGUCAGAUGCUUGAAGCAUGAGUGUAGCUGAGUAGGUUCACGUAGAUAUGCUGUAGCGUCACCAAAAACACACACUCUGACGUACAACAUGCUUUAGUCCUGUGUGACGUGACCACACUGACACCUGCCUACCAUGAGGGCAGCAAAUAGGAAGGGUUGGGAUUAGCGAGGCAUCGGUGCACAAAACGUAGUUUAUAGAAAAAAUUCAUUUGCUGUUUGUUUAUUUGUUUGUUUGUUGUUUAUUUGUGUCUGUAUGAUCUGACGAAACCAUAGAGACCUGAUUUUAUUUCUGUUUCACAUAGAUGUAAAUUAUGUGUGUCCUUGUCCAAAAAAAUAAAUAAAAAAAAUGUUGGUGAAUUGCUUUGACAAUAAGGAAAAACCCUGUAAAUAAACCUGCUGUAAAA